GGUACGCCCAGCGUCCGUUCCAGUUGUUGUCCGCCUGCACCAACCAUCGUUCAUCGUCACGUCGAGCCAGGAGCCACCUGAAGCAUCAGGGGCAAGCAUGUCUUUGUGGCCACCGCGAUUCACAUCCUUAGCCUCGGGCUCAUCGGGAAACACAAACAGACCGCCGCCGCCUUCAAGUACAUCUCCUCCACGCCUGACUCGAGAUCAACUGCCUCCGCUGUCCCCUCGACCCGGCCAAUCUUCGAGUCCCAGACAGCAGCCACAUACACGCGCCGUCAGCCACCCGCUACCCAGGAUAUUUGGAAGGAAAAAGAGCGCUCCUGUCUUACGAGAUGUCCCUCUGGACGAGUACCUGGUUCCUGUGCUGGAUGCUGGACCACCUGGACCUUCAAAACUAGACAAGCCCAUCGGAGGUCGCAAGAAAGAUGAAGAGUUGACCACACGUCAAUGCAUGUGUUGCGACAACACAGUGCGCUUCCCUCGUGAUCUCAACGUCUUUCGUUGCACAAACUGCUUGACCAUCAACGACAUUGAACCCUACGUCAAAGAGGCCCGCGAUCCCAAGCCCUCGACAUACCCCGCCAACCAGCAUGGUCCACGACCAAUACUCCCACUGUCGGUCGAACGCAGUCGAGCCAUCAUUGAUCGCUGUCUCAUCACCUAUCUUGAAGCACGAUGCCGGAGGGCAGACGGCCCAACCUCUCCAAAGACCUCAGCACUUCCGGAUCCUUUUGUUCAUCAUGAUCCUUCGAUAAAUGCACCUCUGCUACCAUCCCCUCGCUUUACCCAGUCGCCUCCUGACACGCCUGGUUCGGCGUCGGCAACCAUGAAGAACCAAGCCGAUUUUCAAUAUUUCCCAUACAAGGCUUCACCCUCGCCGAACAAGGUUCCUUCUCGAUCAAAGACUACCGAAUCGGCAUAUACUGCUCCUCAUGCGCCUCCUGUACCACCAAUGCCAUCUCUACCGCCAAACAGAAGACCUCCUCCGCCUCCUGGUUCUCACUCUUCACCCUUUCCUGUGCGCCCUACACCUCCUGCAUCCAGCGAUCGAAACGCCCAGCGUUAUGACCGUGUAAAGGUCAUUUUCAAACCUCUCGAGGAUUAUAUGCUUUCCAGUUUUGGUGACUACAACUGUCUGAAUACUUCUUUCAGUACUGUAAGACAUACAGCUACAGUACGUAGGCAGAGCGAAAGUGCCAUUAAGACUCCCCCUAGUGAGCCAAUCGAAGGCAUUGCUCAAAGUCCAAUAGACUCUUUCUCUCAGCUGGAUGCAAAAACGCUGCUUCUUGGAGACUUUGCAGAAAAUGGCGACUGGUGGACAGGUCGUGUCACUCGCAAUCGUUCGGACAAAUCUGACAAGCGUGGGCAAAAUGGCGCGGAAGGCAGACGCUUGACUACCUCGAGAUCUCCUCACAUUGACUGGGACCAGCUUUCUCUUUGGUACGAUGUUGUCCACGCUGCUGGGCUUAGAUGGCGCGACAGAGUAGCAAACGUCAAGGACGUCGGUCAGGAGAAGGUGAACGAACACAUUCGCGGUCCUGUCAAUGCUAAGGAAAUUGACGAAGACAUUGCGGAAGCUCGGCUACAUGCAGAACGAGCGUUGCUAAAAAUCACUGAGAAUGUCUUGAAGCGCCCGACACGGCCUUUGAUUGAGCCAGAUCACAUACGAUUUCUGCUCGUGGUCCUGACCAAUCCUUCGUUGUAUCCCCCAAUGCGAACUCUAGCCAACCGGCCACCAAUGCCUCGUACUCCUUCUUCUGGGCUCAAGAGCUCAAGUCUGGCUCCACCAUCUACUUCAAGAUUUGUAUCUCCACAGAAACCACCAGGUACACCUGUUGGAAAUGAGCCGGGACAACAUGCCGGCAUACUCAAGCGUAUUUUUGGACUGAUCGCUAAUUCUUCCGAGAACUGCCAUCGCUGUCUGACCAACUGGUUCAGUAGACUGCCCGAACAACAAUUUGUCAGAAUGGUUGACUUGGUUGCGAGGUUCGUCACCUACCGGCUUUCGCGUCGUAAGAGCCGACCUCGCAGUGUCAUACCUCAAGAUGGUGGGCUCAUUCCUGAUUUAUCUGGAUCGGCAAGAAACACAUUUGCUCAACUCCAGUCAGCGACCGGACUAAGUGGCAGUGGCAGUGGAGCUGGAAGAAACAAAUUGCCUCAGAUGGAAACAAUAAGUGUGGUCGACUACAGUGAAGACUGGCAGUUGAAGGCAGCCGCCAAAAUCAUGGCAAUGUUGUUUGCUGCAAAUAACACAUGGCAGACGAAGAGAGCUGGCCUCGCUCCUGCUCAAACAAGCAUGACAUCUCUGUCUAAACCGCGCACAAAGAUGCAUGGACAAUUGCUGCCCACCUCGGACUUUUACAAUACAUUGCUUGACUACCACGAUCUUGUUGCGGACUUUAAGGCUUGGGAGUCGAAGAAAGCGAAGUUCACCUUUUGUCAAUAUCCGCUGUUCCUCUCCAUGGGAGCCAAAAUUCGUCUCAUGGAGUAUGAUGCCCGUCGACAAAUGGAGAUUAUGGCUCGUGAGGCCUACUUCAAUUCGGUCACCACGCGCAGGUCUAUUGAUGGCUACUUCCACUUACGUGUAAGACGUGAGUGUAUGGUAGACGAUAGCUUGAAACAGAUCAGCGGUGCUGUAGGAUCGGGUCCAGAAGAACUGAAGAAGGGCCUCAAGGUUCACUUCACAGACGAAGAAGGCGUUGACGCAGGAGGCUUGAGAAAAGAGUGGUUCUUGACAGUUGUCAGAGAUAUCUUCGACCCCAAUCAUGGAAUGUUCCUCUACGAUGAUGACUCUGGCUUCUGUUAUUUCAACCCAUCAUCUUUCGAGACCAGCGACCAGUAUUACCUCGUGGGCGCGCUCCUUGGUCUCGCAAUCUACAACUCCACUAUUCUCGAUGUGGCUCUCCCACCAUUUGCCUUCCGAAAGCUGCUAGCUUCGGCUCCUCCUUCGACUCAGAAUCCUACCUUCCCCUCGAGUGGCAGAAAUCAGCUCACCUAUACUCUUGAAGAUUUGGCAGAGUGGAGACCUGUGCUGGCCAAAGGCUUGCGCGAUCUUCUCGAGUUCGAUGGCGACGUCGAAGCUACCUACUGCAGAGACUUUGUCGCAAGUGUCGAGCGUUACGGUGCAGUGACAGAUACUCCACUAAAAACCGGUGGCGAAGGGAUCCCAGUCACCAACGAGAACCGUCGCGAGUACGUCGACGCAUACGUGCGCUAUUUACUCGACACUUCUGUGGCCAGACAAUUUGAGCCUUUCAAGCGCGGCUUCUUCACCGUCUGCGCAGGCAAUGCUCUCUCGCUGUUCCGUGCUGAGGAGAUUGAACUCAUGGUCCGUGGCUCCGACGAAGCUCUGGAUGUUGACUCACUAAAGGCGGUCGCUGUGUAUGAGAAUUGGCGCGAAGCAUCGCCACCACACAAGCCUUUGCCGAACCCAGCCGAUCAGGUACCUGUCAUCUCAUGGUUCUGGGACUGUUUCCGAAGUGCUACACCUGAGUCACAACGAAAACUGCUUGGCUUCGUCACUGGAUCUGAUCGUAUACCUGCUGUUGGUGCCACAAAUCUUGUUCUUCGUAUCGUCUGUGGUGGCGACGGGACAGCUGGACAAGGUCAAGAUGGUGCCACGGAUAAAGAAAGAUUUCCUAUUGCACGGACAUGCUUCAACAUGUUGGUUCUUUGGGGCUACGAGAGCAAGGAGAAACUCGAAGAGAAGCUUUGGCGUGCCGUAUCUGAGAGUGAAGGGUUUGGAUUGAAGUAAUUGGAGCUCGGUGUGUGUGUCCAGGUAGCGUAUAUCCUUCUGUCCUGUUGUAUUCAUCUACGUCUUCUUCCUCCAUCACGCUCUCUCCACUUCCACUUUUAGUGCGCUUGGCAUAUGCACCUGAGUCGCUCUUGCUAUCUCAUGUCUGCAACCCCUCAUGUCUAUCUCAUACUUCUGCCAGGUCCACUUGUAUCUCUUACCAUCACGCUCUACCCCUGUUCAUCGU
This is a messenger RNA of Aureobasidium subglaciale EXF-2481, 3980 nucleotides long. RefSeq lists its product as uncharacterized. The coding region runs from base 98 to 3754 and encodes 1218 amino acids. Gene Ontology annotation, molecular function: ubiquitin protein ligase activity. The record is from RefSeq and is a predicted model, not a curated record. NCBI's taxonomy places the organism in Eukaryota, Fungi, Ascomycota, Dothideomycetes, Dothideales, Saccotheciaceae. Gene Ontology annotation, biological process: protein polyubiquitination. The transcript is spliced from 3 exons.